CAUGAGAGUUGUAUUGCAAAAAUCUUUAAUUACAAUCCUUCUUAAAAAGGAAUGGUUGUAAAAAAGAAUGUAUUGCAAUCUGAAUAAACAUAAUGUAAUUAGGUAUUUAUAGGUGAGUUAUUUUUUGAUUACUAAAACCCUUGAGUCAAUGAAAUUACAAGAAUCGAUAGUUAUAAAAUAAUAAGGAAUUAAUGAACAAACAAAAAAGAAGAAUGAUAGCAAUAAUAGAAUGAUAUUCAAAUUAGAAUUAGACCAGAAAACCACUUUACAAACACAAAGAAAGAGUUAAGAUACUUUGAAUGUUGAAAAAAAGAGUAAUAACUUUGCCAUUAUUUAAAAUAUGUUUGAUUUGGAAACUAAAAAUUUAGAAAUGUAUAUGCAAACUUAAGAAAAGAAAACAUAAAUAUAGUAAUUAUAAUCUGAAUUAGAAUAAUAAAAUAUUAAAUAGGAAUAAUAAAUAAGGCAAUAAAAUUAAGAGAGAGAUGAAUUACUUUAAAAGUAAUAAUUAAAAUGAUUCUUAUAGAAUUCAAUAAUUGGAAUAUUAAUGUGAAUAAUAGAAGAUAUAUAUUGAAUAAAUACCUAUAAUGUAAACAGAGGCAUAAGAAUGGAAAGAUCGAUUUCUAAAUUUGAAUAAAUUAUUUCAUUAAUCUUAAGAAGUACUAUUUAGAAUUGAGGCUGAAUAAUAAAGUAGUUAAAGAAGAACUUUGAAUUAUAAAAUCUGA
Molecule: messenger RNA, 722 nt
Organism: Paramecium pentaurelia
Lineage: Eukaryota; Ciliophora; Oligohymenophorea; Peniculida; Parameciidae
Source: the annotation of a GenBank genome assembly